Messenger RNA from Capra hircus (goat), 2131 nucleotides. It is a transcript of the gene ACSM2B, whose product is annotated as acyl-CoA synthetase medium-chain family member 2B. The coding region runs from base 275 to 2008 and encodes 577 amino acids. Gene Ontology annotation, molecular function: fatty-acyl-CoA synthase activity; fatty acid ligase activity. NCBI's taxonomy places the organism in Eukaryota, Metazoa, Chordata, Mammalia, Artiodactyla, Bovidae. The transcript has 15 exons. Gene Ontology annotation, cellular component: mitochondrial matrix. Gene Ontology annotation, biological process: acyl-CoA metabolic process; fatty acid biosynthetic process. The record is from RefSeq and is a predicted model, not a curated record.
GUCUUCCUGAUUAGCUGUGCCAUCCUCCAAGGCGACAGGGUUUCUGGUGCUGUCUGUUCAGGAGGGAGUAAACCAAGAGAUCUCCAGAGAGACUUCCUUGAAAGGACUUGGCAGAAAAUAAGAGAGGAAGGUCUUUAAGAGACCUUAAGCAUUCUGACUGCUACUGCCCAAACAACAGAAGUGGGAAUCUGACCAGCUGGAGGAACUACUGGCUGGAUUCCUUGCGUCAAAGGUCAUUACACUUGAAUUCUGCAGCCCUCAUCAAGGUUUGAACAUGUAUUGGCGGCGGCAACUCCAGGCACUUUGCAUCCUAUGGAGGUCUCAGAUGUCCAAUCACACUAUCCGCAUUCAUACUAGGCAACUGGCAUCCCUGCAGUGGGGACACCAGGAAGUUCCAGCCAAAUUUAACUUUGCUACUGAUGUGAUAGAUCACUGGGCUGGCAUGGAGAAGGCUGGCAAGCGACCCCCUGGCCCAGCCCUGUGGUGGGUGAGUGGCAAUGGGGAUGAGGUAAUGUGGAACUUCAGCCAACUGAGUGAACUCAGUCAACAAACAGCCAACGUCUUCGCAGGGCCAUGUGGUCUGCAGCGUGGGGACCGUGUGACAGUGGUGCUGCCCCGAGUGCCUGAGUGGUGGCUGGUGAUCCUUGGCUGCAUGCGAGCAGGCCUUGUCUUCAUGCCCGGGACCAUCCAGAUGAAAGCCAAAGACAUUCUCUAUAGGCUGCAGGUGUCUAACGCCAGGGCCAUUGUGGCUGGGGAUGAGGUGGCUGAGAUAGUGGACACUGUGGCACUGGAGUGCCCUUCUCUGAAAACGAAACUACUGGUGUCUGAGAAAAGCCGGGAUGGAUGGCUGGACUUCAAGACACUACUGUGGAAAGCAUCUACUACCCAUUGCUUUGUGGAGACUGGGAGCCAAGAAGCAGCUGCCAUCUACUUCACCAGUGGAACUAGUGGCCUUCCUAAGAUGGCGGAACACUCCCACUCAAGCCUAGGAUUAAAGGCCAAGAUGGAUGCUGGAAAAUGGACAGACCUGCAAGCCUCUGACAUAAUAUGGCCUAUAUCAGACACAGCUUGGAUAGUGAAUAUUUUGGGCUCACUUCUGGAACCCUGGACGUCAGGAGCAUGCACAUUUAUCCAUCUCUUGCCAAAGUUUGAUCCAGUGAUCAUUCUAAAGGUUCUGUCCAGCUAUCCAAUUAACUACUUGAUAGGCGCACCCAUUGUUUAUCGGAUGUUGCUACUACAGGACCUUUCCAGUUACAAGUUCCCACAUCUAAAGUGUUGCUUCAGUGGCGGGGAGACCCUCCUUCCAGACACUCUGGAAAAAUGGAAGAUCCAAACAGGACUGGACAUCCUAGAAUUCUAUGGCCAGACAGAAACGGGACUCACUUGCAGAGUUUCCAAGACAAUGAAAAUCAAACCUGGCUACCUGGGAACUGCAAUUCCCCAUUAUGAUGUGCAGGCAAUAGAUGAGAAGGGCAAUGUCCUGCCACCUGGCACAGAAGGAGAUGUGGGCAUCAGAGUCAAACCCAUCAGACCUAUAGGCAUCUUUUCUGGCUAUGUGGACAAUAUUGAGAAGACAGAAGCCAACAUCAGAGGGGAUUUUUGGGUCCUGGGAGACCGGGCAAUCAAGGAUCAAGAUGGAUAUUUCCGAUUCAUGGGAAGAACAGAUGAUAUCAUUAACUCCAGUGGGUACCGGAUUGGGCCCUCAGAAGUGGAGAACGCACUGAUGGAGCACCCUGCUGUGGUUGAGACAGCUGUAGUAAGCAGCCCGGAUCCCAUUCGAGGAGAGGUAGUGAAGGCAUUUGUGGUUUUGGCCCCACACUUUCUGUCCCAUGACCCAGACGAGCUCACCAAGGAGCUGCAACAGCAUGUGAAGUCAGUGACAGCCCCAUACAAGUACCCAAGGAAGAUAGAGUUCGUCCUAGAUCUGCCCAAGACCAACACAGGGAAAAUUCAGCGGGCAAAGCUUCGAGACAAGGAAUGGAAAAAGUCUGAGCAGGUCGAAGUCUAGUGAUACCUGCAAUGUGCUUUACCUUGGAUCCUGCCCUUCUUCCCCUUUAAUUCCAUUUGGGUCAUCGGCCUUCCUCUGGGGAUAUGCGAUUCUUUGUGGCAAAACAUGAUCUGAUUUUUUGUC